AUGCAACAACAACAACAAACUAUAUUACCUUCUAGCUAUCCUGCAGCAUUUUAUGAAGAUUUUACCUCAAGAGUAUGGUGUACCUACCGACACAAUUUUCCACAAAUAAAACCAACUACUUAUACAAAUGAUGGUGGUUGGGGCUGUAUGUUGAGAUCUAGUCAAUCUUUACUUGCGAAUGCUUUAUUCAUUCAAUUUUUAGGAAGAGACUGGCGUAGAGUACAUAAAGGAGAGAAAACUUGGGAUAAAUAUGUAGAGAUUAUAAGAUGGUUUGUAGAUGAUAUGUCAUCAAAUUGUCCUUUUUCUGUUCACCGUAUUGCUUUAUUAGGCAAACAACUUGGGAAGAAUAUUGGUGAAUGGUUUGGUCCAUAUAUAGCUUCUCAAGUUGUAAAAGCAUUGGUAGAAAAUUUUUCAGAUGCACAAUUAAAUGUAUACAUAGCUACUGACGGAGUAGUAUAUAAAAAUGAUGUUUACAAAACAGCCCAAAAUAAUCUUUUAAAUAAAGAUUUUCAAUCAAUAUUGAUUUUGAUAUCCAUUAGAUUAGGAAUAAACAAUUUAAAUCCCAUAUACAAUGAGGCUCUUAAGGAAGGCCAUAUUGAAGGAGUAUUAUCAAUUAAAAGUGUUACAUUUCAAGGAGAAAAUUAUUACAUAAGUUCGAGACAAGAUGGAAAUUUUUGUUAA
This is a messenger RNA of Entrophospora sp. SA101, 681 nucleotides long. NCBI's taxonomy places the organism in Eukaryota, Fungi, Glomeromycota, Glomeromycetes, Entrophosporales, Entrophosporaceae. The record is from the annotation of a GenBank genome assembly.